Exserohilum turcica Et28A is the source of this 1949-nucleotide messenger RNA. RefSeq names its product glycosyltransferase family 20 protein. Gene Ontology annotation, cellular component: cytosol; alpha,alpha-trehalose-phosphate synthase complex (UDP-forming). Gene Ontology annotation, biological process: cellular response to heat; trehalose biosynthetic process. Bases 141 to 1667 code for a protein of 508 amino acids. Lineage: Eukaryota; Fungi; Ascomycota; Dothideomycetes; Pleosporales; Pleosporaceae. The record is from RefSeq and is a predicted model, not a curated record. Gene Ontology annotation, molecular function: alpha,alpha-trehalose-phosphate synthase (UDP-forming) activity. The transcript has 4 exons.
UCCUCUGCAUGCGCCUGCUGCUGACCUGGCCUGACAAUAAACACCGCAAAUAAAUCUUCGGCGCCAGCAGCUCGGCGCCUUGGUUCCCCUCUACCACCCCCACUACCCUCGCAUCCACCACCUGUGCAAACACCGCAGCAAUGUCUACCGAACCCACCAAGCUCGUGACGCCCGAGGCCUCAGAAGGGCGCCUGCUGCUCGUCUCGAACCGUCUGCCCAUCACCAUCAAGCGCUCCGAUGAGGGCAAGUACGACAUGUCCAUGUCCUCGGGCGGCCUGGUCAGUGGCUUGAGCGGACUUUCAAAGACGACAACCUUCCAGUGGUAUGGCUGGCCUGGGCUCGAGGUGCCCGAGGACGAGAUCAAGGGCCUGAUCGACCAGCUCAAGGACAAGUACAACGCGGUGCCCGUCAUGCUCGACGACGAGCUUGCAGACCGACACUACAACGGCUUCUCAAACGAGAUUAUGUGGCCGCUCUUCCACUACCACCCUGGUGAGAUCACCUUCGACGAGUCGGCCUGGGACGCAUACACCGAAGCCAACCGUCUGUUUGCAAAGGCUGUUGCAAAGGACGUACAAGACAAUGACAUGGUCUGGGUGCACGACUACCACCUGAUGCUCAUGCCGUCUAUGCUGCGAGAAGAGCUUGGCAACUCGAAAAAGAAUGUCAAGAUUGGCUUCUUCUUGCACACGCCCUUCCCUAGCUCCGAGAUCUACCGAAUCCUGCCCGUCCGUAACGAGAUUCUGCUCGGUGUCCUCCACUGCGAUCUCAUUGGAUUCCACACGUACGACUAUGCGCGCCAUUUCCUGAGCAGUUGCUCUCGAAUCCUUGGUCUGGCUACGACACCAAACGGCGUUGAGUUCCAAGGCAAAGUCGUAACUGUCGGCGCGUUCCCCAUCGGUAUCGACCCCGAAAAGUUCGACGAGGGUCUCCAGAAACCCAAGGUGCAGGAGAGGAUAGCGGCCCUGGAGAAGAAGUUCCAGGGCGUCAAGCUCAUUGUUGGAGUCGACCGUCUCGACUACAUCAAGGGUGUACCGCAGAAGCUGCACGCCCUCGAGGUCUUCCUCACAGAGCACCCCGAGUGGAUCGGCAAGGUUGUGCUUGUCCAAGUCGCCGUUCCUUCACGGCAAGACGUCGAAGAGUACCAGAACCUUCGCGCUGUUGUCAAUGAGCUCGUUGGUCGCAUCAACGGAAAGUUCGGCACGAUUGAAUUCAUGCCGAUUCACUUCAUGCACAAGUCUGUCUCGUUUGACGAACUCAUUGCACUCUACGCAGUCUCAGACGUCUGUCUUGUUUCCUCGACGCGCGAUGGUAUGAACUUGGUAUCUUACGAGUACAUUGCGACGCAAGAGAAGAGGCACGGUGUCAUGAUUCUCUCCGAAUUCACUGGUGCCGCGCAGAGUCUGAACGGCAGUCUGAUUGUCAACCCCUGGAACACCGAGGAGCUGGCAGAUGCCAUCCACGACGCAGUCACAAUGGGUGACGAGCAGCGUAGCCUGAACUACCAGAAACUCUCAAAAUAUGUCCGAAAAUACACUAGUGCUUGGUGGGGUGAGUCCUUCGUCACGGAGCUUAGAAGGAUCUCGGAGGCUCCAGACCGCCAAGUACACUUUGCCAAUGUCAGUGUCGCGGGACCUGACGACUCGGCAAAGACUGCUGAAGAAUAGACUUCUGAGCAUUUGGCGCGCUCAGUAGCCGACAUCGAAGACAAAGAGUCAGACCCCGCUGCCGCCGUCAAUGCCCAAUAAGGGCUUGCACGGGACGCCUUAAUGCAGCUUAUGCUUUUACGAUGAAUGCAAUGUCAUAUGACGGAAGUUCGGCGUGACGGAUCGCGCUUGGAUUAGACAGUGGCUAUGGGUUCUGUCCUUACAGUACCCCCAAUUCCUAGAUCCUUGUUACCUAGAUGCUGCAGUGAAUAAUGACUACAGCGAUGAAUUUAUACCCUUCCC